AAAGUAUAUCCUUUGGUUUCAUAAAUUUUAAAUCCAUAAACUUUAAUUAAAAUAUAUACUUCAUUUUUCUUUUACUCUAAUAUAUGUUUUCAACACUAUAUGAUUUGUCCAAGAUCAAUCUAGACAUAAAAAACAAAACUGAGAUUUAAGCGGUUGCCUCCACAUGGCUUAGCUGGACAAGCAGGAAACCAAUGAGUAUGUCUUAAGCCAAAGGUGCCUACCACAUGCUUGCUUGAGUGCCUCAAAGGGUUUGUUUUCAGAGCUGCAUUAAAGUUAUACACAUGCUCUAUUGAGUUUUCCAAGGUUUUCUUGAGAUGGGUAAUUUUAUUUUCUUGAUUUGAGGUAGUAUUUAAUGGUGAAAGAGUAAAAAGGUGGGAUUUUUAUUGUGAGUUUCAAGUUUUCUUUAAAGGGUAUGAUUGGUUUUAGUCAUUAAUGUCAAGUAUGGUUGAUUCUUGGAAUUUUGUAGUGUUUGGUAGUGGGGUUUUUUUAAGUGGGUAAUUCUGCGGGGAGGGGUUGACCUAAAAUUCUUGUCUGCUUUGAGUUUAAUUUAUUUUAUAUUUUGGAAUUAAAUAUCAAAUAUGGGUAUCUUCUGCAGUGGUUAAGUGUGCUGGAGUGGGUUAAGAAUUGGGAUUUGAAAAAGAAUAGAAAUUUCAUUUUUGUCCAACAUAUUGGUGGAUUGAGGGGUAGUUGUGCUCUGUAAUUCAAAGUGUUUGGGAAGCGGGUUUUGCCAUUUGGGUUGUUUCAGAGUGUGGUAGUUGCAUUUUGGUGGAGUUUUCAAGAGCUUUUGUGAUUCAGGUUGAGCUUUUAGUGGGAUUUGCUUGGGUAUUAAAGUCUUAAAGGCUUUGCAUUUCUUCUGGUAUCCUUUGGUAACAUUUUAGCCACCUUGAUCUAAGGUGAGGGGUAGUAGAACUUACAGGACACUGCUCUAAGAGGGUUCGUAAUUUACUGUUUGAUCUUCUAGUUUUAGAGGUUUACCUCCAGAGGCUGUUGGGAAAUCUUUCAGUUAGACUGCAAUACUGAAUUGUGCUAAAAUGGCUUGUAUGAAGUUGGGAUCUAAACACGAUGCAUUUCAAAGGAAAGGGCAGGCCUGGUUCUGCACAACUGGCCUUCCAAGUGAUAUUGUUGUUGAGGUUGAGGAUAUGUCAUUCCAUCUCCACAAGUUUCCGUUGCUCUCCAGGAGUGGAGUGAUGGAAAAAUUGAUUGCAGAAGCUUCUGGAGCAGAAGAUGGCUGUGUUGUUAACCUCCCUCAUAUCCCUGGAGGAGAUAAAACAUUUGAACUUGUUGCAAAGUUCUGUUAUGGGGUUAAGCUUGAACUUACUGCUGCAAAUGUUGUGUACCUGCGUUGUGCUGCUGAGUGUCUCGAAAUGACUGAGGAGUAUGGGGAGGGCAAUCUAAUCUCACAGACUGAAAAUUUUCUCAAUCAGGUAGUCCUGAGAAACUGGAAAGACUCUCUAAAAGCGCUUCAAAGCUGUGAUGAUGUUGUUCCAUUUGCUGAAGAUCUUAAUAUUCCUAAACGCUGUAUUGAGUCCUUGGCUGUGAAAGCAGGUAGCGACCCAAAUCUAUUUGGGUGGCCUAUGGUUGAAUAUGGUGGGCCCAUGCAGAGUCCAGGUGGGAGUCUCUUAUGGAAUGGGAUAAGCACAGGGGCAAGACUAAAAAAUGCAAGUUCAGAUUGGUGGUAUGAAGAUAUAUCAUGUUUGAGUUUGCCACUCUACAAGAGGUUGAUUUCAGCUAUGGAAUCUCGUGGGAUCAAACAAGAGGUCUUAGCUGGAUCCCUCACUUCAUACGCAAAGAAGUAUUUGCCAGGGCUUAAUAGACAUCAAAGUGCAAGUGAGUCUAGCAAAAGUCUUGAACCAGUGGGAUCAGGAGGCCUACCAUCUGAAGAAGAUCAAAAACUUUUACUUGAAGAGCUUGAUAAAUUACUUCCCAUGCAUAAGGGAUUAAUCUCAACCAAAAUUCUGUUUGGCCUACUUCGGACAGCUCUGAUACUUCGGGCAAGCCCCUCAUGCAUAUCAAACUUGGAAAGAAGAAUAGGAAUGCAGCUUGAUCAGGCAUCUCUUGAGGAUCUCCUGAUGCCCAACUUCUCAUAUACCAUGGAGACUCUUUAUAAUGUUGAAUGCAUUGAGAGGAUUCUUGAGCACUUCUUGGCCAUGGAUCAGGUGACAGGGGGGGCCUCUCCUUGUUCAGGUGAUGAUGACCAGUUGAUGGGUUCUCCUUCACUGACACCAAUCACAACAGUGGCCAAGCUGAUUGAUGGUUACUUGGCAGAGGUUGCCCCUGAUACAAAUUUAAAGCCCUCCAAGUUCCAGUCCCUUGCUGCCGCGGUCCCUGAUUAUGCCAGGCCCUUAGAUGAUGGUCUGUAUCGUGCAAUUGACAUAUAUCUUAAGUCACACCCUUGGUUGUCAGAUGCAGACAGAGAACAGUUAUGCAGGCUGAUGGACUGUCAAAAGCUCUCCAUGGAAGCUUGCACCCAUGCUGCUCAAAAUGAGAGGCUGCCAUUGAGAACCAUUGUCCAAGUCCUUUUCUUUGAGCAACUCCAGCUUAGGACUUCCAUAGCUGGCUGCUUUCUUGUAUCUGACAAUCUUGAUGGUUCAAGACAAUUGAGAAGUGGUUUAGUGGCGUCGAACGAUGGAGGUUGGAACACAGCCGUGAGAGAGAAUCAAGUUCUGAAAGUGGGAAUGGACAGCAUGCGGAUGCGAGUUUCUGAGCUCGAGAAAGAGUGUACAAAUAUGAAGCAGGAGAUUCAAAAACUGGGCCGCGUAAAGGGAAGCAGCACUUGGGGAAACAUGUCAAAGAAGUUGGGAUUUAGGCUUAAAUCUCAGAUGUGCAGUGCCCAAGAAGGGUCAGUUAGCAAUCAAAAACUGGAAUCCGGAAAGAGUGAAAAGGCAAAAGAAAAGAAUGGAAAGUACAAGAAUAAGCAACUUGCACUGAAAUAACACAAUUUGGUUUCACUAAUUCUAUUUUAUUUAUAUCUUUAUCAUUUGCAAAUUGGUUCUCUAGGUUUAUUGUGUUUCCGUGUUUCUGUCAUUACUUGAUAUAAGUGUUUCUAUCAAGUAAUAGUCAAAUGCUAAAAAACUGUUCUAGAAGUGCAUAUUUGUAUUGUGAAUCCUCCCUUGCUGUGUACAGACUCUGUGAAUUCAGUUUUUUUCUCUUUUGACAUGAA
This is a messenger RNA of Daucus carota subsp. sativus, 3160 nucleotides long. RefSeq names its product BTB/POZ domain-containing protein At1g30440. Gene Ontology annotation, molecular function: protein binding. NCBI's taxonomy places the organism in Eukaryota, Viridiplantae, Streptophyta, Magnoliopsida, Apiales, Apiaceae. The coding region runs from base 1032 to 2933 and encodes 633 amino acids. The record is from RefSeq and is a predicted model, not a curated record. The transcript is spliced from 5 exons.